Messenger RNA from Leptidea sinapis, 4455 nucleotides. RefSeq lists its product as uncharacterized. The transcript is spliced from 6 exons. Lineage: Eukaryota; Metazoa; Arthropoda; Insecta; Lepidoptera; Pieridae. Bases 485 to 2239 code for a protein of 584 amino acids. The record is from RefSeq and is a predicted model, not a curated record.
AAACACGCUUUAUGCGGUAGCUUUCAAAGUUGAAAUUCGCAGUGUACGGACGUGCUUACAAACCGAAUACGUCAUAGUAUCGUUCUUUCUCUUUUUGUUGGUCUCGCACAGCUGCCUCUGGCCAGUAGUCAGUACGUCGGAGGCAUCGUAGGUAGGUAGGUGUACGGGUUGUUAUCGGCGUCGGAAGCGGUCGGAAGAGUUCUUGUUUACGAUACGUCACUAAUAAGAAUCAAACAAGUGUGUGAUUACGUUUAACAUUAAGCCUAACGUUUGUUACCGUGAUCGUAUAUUAUAUUAUAUACAUAGUUGUGGUGACUGCUGCCUUAUGUAAAACGGGGAGCGGUUGCUAUUAGGGAGUGAAGUGCGUGUGUCACGGUUGGUUGCCAGUGGUUCAGUGUCUCCUGUGUUAUCGUCAGCAGCAGAACAGAGGUCGCCGACUGCCUGAUGGAGAGCCGUGUGCUGCGGGAGUGGCCGGCUGGUCGCGAUGUGUGACGUCCGAGGGUUCCGGCACCACGGCGGCGAGCGACACGGACCCGCAGGCGGCUGCGGCGGCGCGGACGGCUCGAGCUCCGGCAUGGAGUGCCUGCAGCUGCGGUCUCCGCCAGGCCAGUUCAACUACCUCAUCUCCGAGCAGGCUAAAUCACUCGUUGCUCUACAGGAACUUCAGAAUGAGGUCGGCGCUCUACUCGAGUUUCGAGAUCUCGUCAUCGAGACAUUUCCAAACCUGCGCUCCAAGAUGGCACCUUCGACCCCGGCCAGUGGGGCGCGGCGAGACUGGGAGCCUGGCGUCAGAGUGCGGCGGAAGCUGGCGGGAGGCGGCGGGGACUCUUCGCGGACCAAGCCCCAACCCUCCGUCCAGGACUCAGGCUUCAGCACGGAGACCUCCUGCGGGAAGGACGCGCAUUCCUCCGCCUCGGCUUCCACGUCUGCCUCGAGGUCUCGCCCCAUCGAAGACGACUUGUGGGCUUUACUCGAUGUCAUCCAACGUAAAGGUAUCAGAUUACGCGAAGAAGCGGAAUCGCUGCGAGGCGAGCUGGACGAGAGGCAUUCAAAGACUACGGAAGAAUCUUUCGCUCGAGUGUUGUCGUCUGGGUGCGGAGACUGUACGGACGUAGCGCUUCUGCGUUGCGAGCGCGACGCCUUAUUAGCGCACACCGCACACCUGGAGGCAUUAGCAGCUGCUCGUCAGUCUUCUCCGGCGCAGAGUCCGCUGGGAAGGCUGGAUAGCAUCCUCCAGACACCGCAGCGGCCGCCGCCACUGUCCUCGACCGACUCCAAGAAGUUCGCGGCGAUUCUACAGGAGAGCAAUCCCGUCGAACUUCAAAGACAACUGCUCGUCUUGACCGUUCAGAAUAGGGUUUUAAGUGAAAAGCUGAAGCGAGAAACGGAACAGUGUAGUUCGCUGAUAGACGAACUUGAACGUAGCAGGAAAGAAAACGAAGACCUCGAGUUUAGAUUGGCAGAGAAAAGCGUGGACUUGGAGAGCGCGAAGUCGAGACUAAAACAGUUGGAAGGUAAAUGUGGUAGCAACGAAAGUUUAGACCGGCGCGACCAUCUCAGCAUGAGGGACAUGGAGCCACUGCAGAUGCCGGACGAGCCCAGGAUCGCGGAGACCCCGCGCAAGAAGCCCAGCCGGAUCCCCUUGCACACGUCGCACAAGGGCGCGGCGCCCCGCCCCCCCCUGGGCGCGGGCCCGAGGCCUCAGUCCGCUCACAGCGCCCGCUCGCUGCGCUCCUCCGCCUCGGGCAGGAGCCGCUCGUCCCGGGACCAGCUCGACAGCUCCCACUCCAGCAAGGACAAGGCCCCCGUCCCGCGACAACCGACCGAUAGCAAGAAUAUAGGGGCUCGCACGGGACUGGAGGACUCGCUCAACAUGGACCAGAAGAAACUGGAGACCGGGGCGAGACUGGUCGUGGAGUACCUCACGAGGACCGACCGCCUGGCGCCGCUGUUCCCUCGCCUGCACACCGUCAGGAGCAGGCCACUGCCCGACGACCUGCUACAAGACUGCAGACUGGCCUACGAGAACCCACAGAAUCUAGCUCUCGAACUUUCCAAGUCGAUUCUGUACGAGGACGCGGACUCCAUCGAUCUGAACACGCUGAGGUCGUCGAGCGGCGACUCGCUGUGGCACGGGAGGCCGCAGCAAUACUUCGAGAGUAUGAAGUACGCGGCCAGCGACACCCACGCCGGCGGCGGGGACGAGAACCAAUUCGAGGACGAUUCGCUCGCGUCGUAACUCAAAAACUUAACGGUGGUUUUGUAAUAUUUGUAUUUUGAAUAAUAGAUCAUAGACAAAAAUGUAUGAAUCUAAUCGAUUUCCGAUUUGAACAGUUUCUAUGCAUUUGCAAAGACUUAAACAUUGUACAUGUGUUUGUGGAGGAUUGAAACUAUUUCCAUCAUCACUUUAAUUUAUGAACGGCACUCGGCAGCUGUUAUAAGAUUAAUAUAAUAUUCAUAUUCCUGUAUAUAAUUAUUAUAUCUGUGAUAAUCACAUAAUAUUGCUUUUUCGAAUUUUACGAAACAAGUUAAUUAUUGCUAUAGCAUUCAUUGGAUUAUUAAACAUUUCCAUAAAAAUAAAUCAAUUAGAGAAGAGUUGUAGAUGAAAUUUAUUGGUAAUUUAUUAUUGCAGUCAGGGGCCGGGCCAGCCAUUAGUUACGUUGUACGAUUUUACAAGGACGGGGGAAGAGGAGAUGGCCCCCCCCCCCCUCCCGUCACACAAUGUGUGACAACACCCUUAACGUGUGACGUAAUUUAUGGACGGCCCCCUUACUUAUAAAUGACUAUUAUUAUUAUCAUUCCUAAGCCUGUUUAGGGCUAGACUGUGUGGUAAUGAGUUGAGUCGAGUGAGAGGUUGGUACGACUGGGGCAAGGCUGUGAAAAGGUUACUGUGGCGCACUUUAUUGACUUAUUAUACGUGAUGAUACGAGUUGUGACCCGCAGCCACGUGCGGUAUGUGUUGAGUACAGACAACCAUUAUAUUUGUAGACAAUUUGAAGGACGUAGGGCCCGACGCUGAUGUCUAUAGUGUACUUAGACUUUACUUACGUAACACUUGGCUGAGUGUAAGCUUAGCAUAGUCAUUGCUUUCGUUUUUAUAGUCAUUUGGCAGCUGAAGUUAUACUGAGCUUAAGUUACGACAGCCCAAUGCAAAAAUGGAGUUCGCGAGUUACUUAAGCCAAUGCUAAUCGUUUGAACUAAUUUCGAGAGUAUCGAUUUAUUGGUAUUAGAACGAUGACGCCCUUAUUAUUGGGUAUUAAAAUGUUCUACAAAUCCAAAUGGUCGUCUUUACUGUCCGCGCCAAAACGUAAGCGUUCUUAAGUGGGCGCACUUUUCUAUCGUUAUUCCAACACAAUCCAUAUCUGAUUCCCGCAUUAUUAUGCCCAUCCGAUAAUUCCUUAAGUUUUUUACCUUACGUAAAUAAAAGAAGAUAUAACCUGCUACGUUAAGAAAUAAGAAUAACACUAAGUAUAAAAAAUUUUACGGUAUUUAAAAAAUACAUUUUUUUUAAUAAAUAGUUUUUUUAUACCGUCAAUCCAUACUGGGAUAUGUUUGGUUUUGGGGAGUGCGCGGCACCUACCACACCGUAUAUAUAUAUCUUGUAACGGUUUUAAAUUUGACUUUCUCGUGUAACGCUUAAAUCUGACGCUUAGAAGCGCUAGAGAGCCCACGUCCAUAUUAAAGCAUCACUUCACACACGUUAUAAUUGAACUUUACCAUUUAGCAUGACAAGAUGAGAGGCGUGUUUUAUUUUAAAGUUGUUUGUCUAUGUUCACUAAAAGUGACACUUUAUUUGCGGACCUUAAGUAGCAAAUGUUCGCCAUUUUAAAACGCUUGUGUAUUCGCGCGAGUUUUAUUAUAAGCCCGUGAGUUGCGGGGAGUAUUAGUGUUAGUUGGGGUCACGUCGUAGUAUGAUCGUGUUCUUACCUAAUUUAUAUUAAUGUUAUUGUUACUGUCCAAUCGUCCAGUGCCGAACGUCCUAUACCUUAUAUUAUAUACUACUACUAGCUAUUCACGCACUAUCUCUGAGAGUACGUGCUAUGGAGGCCUAUAUAAUUAUGCUCGGUUACAAAUAGUAGGAGACUGAUUUUGUAUAAAGACAUAGAAUAUGUUUAACACUGUUAAUGUGUAAAUGAGCUCUGUAUAGUAGUAAAUGUUUUAAUGUAAUUGUAUGCCUAUCUUGUUUGCGUUAGUAUAACGGCUAGUUGUCGUAAGUAAUAUUCCACUUUCACUAGGGAACUACCUAUAAAUUAUAUUAGUAACUAAAUAUUAUUUAAAAAGUCGACAAUGUAUUGUUGUACCUACAACUAUGAUCGCGCAGCUUAGGUUAAGAUGUAAAUGGAACCUUCUGUCCCUUCCUAAUGUUAAGAUACUCAUAAAUAUCUAUUUGAACUUUGUAAAGUUGUACAGAAAUCAUAUCAUUAUAUACAAAAACUUAAUAAAAUGUUCAUAUCA